AUGAAUGCUUCUAUCCAAGAACGAUUGGCACAACGCCGUCGAGGACGGGAGGAACGGCGCCAACGUGAGCAACUGGAUACUGUGCAGCAACAACAACCAGAAGAGGAUGAAGUGUUUUUCGAGGCAUUCGGUAAUUCGCAUCCGUCCAUGACCAAGGCGUCUUCCGCCGGCCACCUCUUGCUGAGCAACACAUCUUCGCAUACCCACCGUGCCGGUAUGGGUAUCAAUGGCAUGGAUACCUCCUCUCAUGGAGCGAGACGUCAGAAUGCCCGAUUUUCCGUCCGAGAUCCUUCCAUGGAUACCUCACAACGAGGCAGUUUAUUGGCCGCCACUCUCAAUACUCCUACCGUGAGUAGACCCUCCAUGCAACGUCAGGGUUCGGUUGUCUCGCUCAAGCCUCCUCCCAAGGAUACCAGGACGUACAACAAUGCCAAUCCCAAUAACGGUACUGCUUUGGCGCCUCCCAGCAAGGAUACUCGACCGUACAGUGAUGAUGCCGGUACCGUGAUUCAGUUACCACCCGACACCAAUACGACUUCCAGAGGCAGAGAACCCCGACGAGGCAAUCUGCAACGACAUCGUUCCAGAUCACUCACUGACCUAAGACAAUUCACUGCAGCUGAUAGUAGUAGAAGUAUCAAACAGACACCCAAAUCAUCCAGAGGGUCCAUUAUGGAUAAAAGCAACAACAAUAACCCCAUCAAACCACUCCGUGGUUCCAAACGAAUUUCCAUUAAAUCACUCCAAAUUGCUCCCACCAUUGUCACACCUUCCGAAGUCAAAUUGCUCUCUCCUCAACCAGCUUCCAAAUCUCUCCUCAAACAACGACGAACAUCCCUCCAAGUACCUCCCACCAAAACCAACCAUUCCUCCAUACUAGAUUCGGACGCUGCCACCAAUCAUCAUCUGGAACAGCAAUUACAAAGCAGCACCAGCACCGCCUCGACCCUGCAAAGCAUGAGUACCGCCAAUACGGAUCUCACGAUGACGGACCAGCUACCGCGAUUUGAUCCCUACGCGUCGCCCAUCACUCCGGGCAAAAAUAUACGCAAAAAACGCAGUGGGGCCUCCAAAACACCAAAGUCGAGUGCCAAGACGGUCAAAUCGGAAAAUAAUGAUACCGCGCGCAAACCACCACGAGGAGGCAUGCGAAAAAGUGCAUCGCGAGGAUCUCUACUAGUGGACAAUACUACUACUACGAAUGAGCCCCCGACCCCUCGACGAUUACAGCAACAGCAACAACAAGCCAAAAAAAUGACACCAAGGGGGUCGGGAAGGAAACGGGUACUGCAAAAACGCUCUACUACCAUGCCACCUCAGCAACCGCAAGACGACAGUCCGCUGAAAACACACAACAGCAAGGGCAAACGCAAAAGCAAACAGCAACAACAAAUACGACGAUCCAAGUCCAUCAACGAUGGUGGCGGAGGAGAAGAGGAUGAUCUCAAUCGAACGAAUAAUACUCGAAACAGUGAUAUCAGUCUCAUGGGAUUUGAUGAUACGGAUGAUGACGAUGAUGAUUACGACAUGCUAUUCACUCCACACCGGACUCCCGGUAUCAAGCAACAACAAGAGCAGCAGCAGCAACAACAACAACAAUCCGCGGCGGGAUUAACGCGAGUCACCAGCUUACCAUUGACGUCGCAAUCCUCCCAUGGGCAGCAACCACCACAACCAACAAAUACUGAAAAACCGGCUCCAGCGCCAGCUUCACGCUGGAGCAUGGCCAAUCCCGAUCAGGUCAAUAAAUGGAAGAGCAAAAUGGCCACUAAAACCACCACCGAAACUCUCAAGAACAACAGCAACACCAAGGACAAGACACCUCCUCGUCAACGGCGUCGAAAUUCUUGUAGCAAUGCCAUUUCGCCCAGCAUUGCAAGAUCGUCGUCGUUUGAUACCAACAAUAAUCCCUGGUUUCUGGGGAACGAAGAGUCCGAAGCACCGCCGCCAUUGAUGAACUUGACACGGGAAGAGCAGUUACAAAAAAAGAAAAGCAACGGUGGCAGCAGCAACAACAACAAUAAACGUACCACCCUCAGGGGAUCCAAGGCACGAUCCGCAACGACUUUGGAGGCACGCAACAGCAACAGCAACUCGAACUAUCCAUCCAUGGCUAUCAUGAGCGACAAUGCUCGGAACGACGUGGCGGGGGUACAACGUAAGGACCCCGGCAGUGAUCACGAAGCGCGGCAACGAAACAGCGCCGGCAACAGCAGACGGGGGACGAUCCUGGAUGGGAGCAGCAAGACAUUGUCGAGCCAGGGAAGUGCCGAAAGUGGUAACAAAGACGAGGCCGAUAAGAACGGUCGAUCGCGAUCACGGAGCAAUGGUCGACGACCGGAUGGAUCCUCGUUGCGGCACACGGACCAUCCAACACGUCGAAAAAGCAAGGACAAAAAGACCGCGGAAGCUCCUUCCGCGGAUGGACCACAGCGUGGAAAUUUGGAUCGAACACGAUCUCGGUCGCUUUCGGACUUGCAACGAGCGGGCGCUGCCAGGGAAGAGGGACAACAACCGCCGCAAAAGUCCCGUGCUGCCAACAAAAUCAAACGACAUAGCACAUUUCAUGGUACGGACCAAGCUACGCCCGAUUUGGAUGCCGCCAAAAGUAAAAGUGCGCGAAGGGUUUGUUCGUCGGAUAAUCACGUGGGCCCAAUGAAGAAGCCUUCAACGGCCACUCGCAAAGUGAGUGGCUCUGACUCCAAGUCACCGGCACCGAGAAAGAAACGCGAGUCGACUCGUCGCUCGGGAAGCAAAACCAGGAUCAGAGAUUCUGCGACUGGGCGCAAAUCUGCCACCCAGGGCGAUACUAAACCCGAGUCGGAACGUGGACGAUCCGAUAAAAAGAAGUCGGAACGUCGUGGAUCAAAAUCACCGAAGGACACAGCCAGGCUCAAACGUGGUGUGGCCCGCACUCGAUCCAGUUCUUUAUCGGACCUGAGAUCUCCUCGUCUUGAUACGAAGAAGGUGCUCGAGACAAACCAUAAUGAGGAUCUCGAUCAAUCCAACUUGACAAUGAACGAUAGCAUUCCAACCAUUGGUGGCGGUUCGUCUCAUUCUACCAGCCGCUUCGAUAACAACAAGUCCCGAGGGACAAGGAAGGCGAAGGGACAACAACAACAGCCUGUCAGUAUCGCAAGUGAAGAAAUGGAACAGUCCAUGACGAUGCACGAUAGCGCGGGAACGUUCGGCGACUUAUGUGAUGAUAAGCCUUCGCCCUUGGAAAAGAAGCGCUCUCGAGGUCCUCGAGGACCACGGAAAUCGCGAUUGCAGCGUUCACGAACGGAGGACUGUACAGCGCCAACCAACCGUCCGCCUUCCCGGGAACCAAGCCCUGCUAGCCAUCGACGUUCGAUAACCGCUCUCUUGACCCCUUCGCUAAGACCAACUCUUGCAAGACACCGAUCAAAUUCGCUGUCCGAUCUUCGUGCGAUUGCUAGGUCAUUUCGAAAGAGCAAGACGAGUAUUCUGGCUCUAAGCACUGAUGAAGAGGAGGAUGAUAUCAAACGAUUAAAGGCUAGCAUCGAAAAGCUGGAAGUCGACCUGAAGAAUGCUACUGUUCCCCUUCGAAGCCCUGAAGCGUUGAAAAAGCAUCUAGAGGCAGAAAUAAAGAGGGAAGAAGCAGAUCAGAAGGUCAUGAAGGGGAAAAUGUUUGACACCUAUCAAGAAAACAUCAAGUUGGAAGACAAGCUGGAAAAGACGAACACAUACUAUCAAGAGCUCCAGGACAUUCAUAAUGCCGAGGUAAUGAAAAACGAGGCAUUGACGAAGAACGUUCCUGUGUUCGAAAAAGUAAUUGAAGCGCACGAAACCAAGUUGGCGCGAAGGAACAGAUACAUUGAUUUCGAGCGCCAAACAAUGAAGUUCUACGAAGACCGAAUCAAUUACAUUGUUCAGCGUUUCCAGGAGAAGUGCGACGACUCCAGACUUGUCAAGACACUCCAGCACAUGGCGCACUUUCCAGUUCCAGAUGAUCAGGACACCGUUGGCACUGGUGCCACUUCAUUGGGAUCGACGGUAUCACCUCCUUGA
This is a messenger RNA of Seminavis robusta, 4032 nucleotides long. Lineage: Eukaryota; Bacillariophyta; Bacillariophyceae; Naviculales; Naviculaceae. The record is from the annotation of a GenBank genome assembly.